Molecule: messenger RNA, 2437 nt
Organism: Epinephelus fuscoguttatus (brown-marbled grouper)
Lineage: Eukaryota; Metazoa; Chordata; Actinopteri; Perciformes; Serranidae
Gene: ccn1l2
Product: cellular communication network factor 1, like 2
Exons: 5
Coding region: 233-1372 (379 amino acids)
Biological process (GO): signal transduction
Cellular component (GO): extracellular region
Molecular function (GO): protein binding
Source: RefSeq, a predicted model, not a curated record
CUGAGCUGUGUCGAUCUGUGCUGACAACAAGACACUGUAGGAGAGCAAGAGAGCAGAAGGGUGUACCUCUCUGUGCACAGACUCUGAACUGUGGAUUUUAUCCUGGAGCUGACAAGACUUCCUAUCUUUAGGGACUCUGGAUGAAUGAUCUAAACAACUUCUUACUUCUACAAUUUUUUAUUCCUUUAGAGGGUUUACCAGUUUCUCUUUUUGUUCAUCUGCUGUAAUCAGGAUGCUUAGCCCUGUUCUGCACCACACCAUUUCCACCCUGUUUGUGCUUGGCAGUGCUACAGUAAUGGCAGAGAAUAAGUGCCCUUCUGAGUGUUCCUGCAGCACCUCGCCCCAGCCAUGCCCACCAGGCGUCAGCUGGGUGACCGACCACUGUGGCUGCUGUAAAGUUUGUGCUCGGCAGUUUAAUGAGGACUGCAGUGCCACUGAACCUUGUGAUCACAUCAAGGAGCUACACUGCCAUCUGGGGGCUGGAGGAGACCCUGAGCGAGGACUGUGUCGAGCUGAGGCCCAGGGUUUGCCCUGCGAGUUCAACGGGCAGGUGUACCAACACGGAGAGGACUUCCAGCCCAACUGCCAGCACCAGUGCACUUGUAUGGACAGGGUGGUGGGCUGCAUGCCCCUCUGUCCUCACCAAGUGCCCCUGCCCGACUGGCGCUGCUCGCGGCCCCGGCUUGCCAGGCCAAAGGGCAGCUGCUGUGAGAAAUGGGUGUGUGACGACGACAACCACAUCAGUGAGGAGCCAGACAAGCUGACACACACCUUCCUGUCAGACAGACAACUCCUUCCGAACCACAUCAGUGCCCUGCUGCAGGCCCAGCCACACCCAGCUGCCACCAGAGGGGCCACGUUCAGAGAAAUGGUCUCCAUCCCCAUGUCUGAGGUGUUACUUAAAUCCAGCUGUUUCCCACAAACUACAGAGUGGACUGAGUGUUCCACCACAUGUGGAAUGGGCAUUUCAAGUCGAGUGACCAAUAAUAACCCAGACUGUCGACUGGUCAGAGAAACCAGACUGUGCCAGAUCUGGCAAUGUGGGCUGCAGCUUCCUGUAGCUAGCAAGAAAGGGAAGAAGUGUCAGCGAACUGUCCGCCCCCAGGAACCGGUCAGAAUCACCUUCGCCGGAUGCUCGACAACACAGCAGUACCGCCCUCGUACCUGUGGGGCUUGCACCGACGACCGCUGCUGCACACCCUCCCUCUCCCGCACUGUAUUGCUCCACUUCCACUGCCCUGAUGGAGAGAGCUUCUACAGUAAUAUGAUGUGGAUCCAGCGCUGCAGCUGCAAUACAAGGUGUUGUGUACACAGCAGGCCCUCCAGCCCUUCAGUCACACUUCACAAUGACAUCCACACCUUCAGACACUGAGGCUGACUCGUCAUGCCCAGUCCUGAGCUGGCACCCGGCUCCCAGGAACGCUGCUCAGCCUUGAUUCCAAUUUUUCCCAGUGGCCACUCGCAGUAUUGCAGCAAAAAAUCUCCUGCCACCCAAAACAUAAUUUUCCCCACUGACCACCAUUAUUUGGGAGAAGUCUGGAAAACUGUUGACAGAACACCUCAAACUGCAAACAAGGCCACUUAUGACUCUUUCUAUUAAGAGUUUUUGAUCCAUGAAGGUAUAUAUGUAUAAAAAUUUCCACCAGCCGGGAAGAACUAUUUAAAAGUCUGCGAUUUCAUCACAAUGUAAAGUCUAUGGGCUGAGCAGAAACUGAUGGGCAUGGCCAGCAAAAACACACUACUGCGCAGAUUCAGUGGGCCGCAUACACUGCAAGCUAGAAAUAUUUUUGAUGUAUGCAUGCAGCAAGGCAAUUGGACUGAAUAAGCACCAUCUUGGUAUCCAGAUCCAAUAAUACAUCCAUACCUGGCAUGCUGUACAAAGACUCGGCACCUCUCCCUCCUUGAACCCACCACCUUACUCUCUGUCAGCACGCCCUCCCCCCAAAUAGGCAAUACACUCGCUUGCACUUUAAAUUACAUCAGUUUGUUAAUGCUAGAAGAGUGUUACUUCUCUUGUACCAGGCAGCACUGAGGACAACACACUGCAGUUUGCUGCUGUGUUCAAGCACUGGCAGAGAGCUUUCACUGAAACUCCUUUUAUGUAAUAGUUAUGUUGUGUCCUCUCCACAGAGGGCAAUGUGACAAUUUGUCAUUCACAAAAGAUUUGUUAGAACAGUAAUUGAGAACAUUUAAGAGAAAUGAUGGGAACUAUGACAUGCAUUUUCAACAAUAAGGAAGAAAGAUGACAAAAGACAUAUUCACUAUCAAUGACAAUGAGGGCUAUGUGUUCUUUAUUGCCCGUCCUUUGUGAUACAGCAUUUCCUACACAUGUACUGGUUGUGGCAUUGAUUGUGUGUGUGUGUGUGUGUGUGUGUGUGUGUGUGUGUGUGUGUGUGUGUGUGUGUGUAUGUGUGUGUGUGUGUGUGUGUGUGUGUGU